Molecule: messenger RNA, 4166 nt
Organism: Geodia barretti
Lineage: Eukaryota; Metazoa; Porifera; Demospongiae; Tetractinellida; Geodiidae
Source: the annotation of a GenBank genome assembly
CACGUGUUAACUGGUCGAGCGAAGGCUAGGCGUGCGCGACCUAUAGCUCGGAGAGGAGAGGGAUAAAGACGUUUUGCAGCCUCAGGGCGACCAUCAGCUGCUUCAGAGGUACUCCUCCAGCCCACUACCAUCUCUACUACAGCCUCGUACCCAACACGCAGGGCCCGAGCGACUCCCCGGCCCCCUAGAACGUUUGGGGGUGGCCGAUUCUGGGGUGUGUGUAGCUUCUCGCAUGCGUUUUGUUGUGAAGCUCGAGAGGCCCCGCCCCCCGACCUCCCAGGACCAUGGCUCAGUCCCUGAGCACUAUGGAGAGCAUCAUCAAGGGAUCGUACAGCCUCCAGGUGGCUGUUAGGUCCACACCUGAUGCCGAGUCCCUCUGCAGGAAGAACCGGCUGACCUUUUGUGAACUGUUGGAGCCGUUUUCCCAACUGGGAUCUCCUGUUCAGACCAAAGACCUGCAGGGCCAUCCUUACACUCUCAAGAACGUUCACGUGAGGUUCUCGGACCCCCAAUUGGAGCCCACCCCGGCCGCAGAGUUGCAGCGACUGCUGAGCGACGCAGUGAAGGAGGGAGGAUGGGAGGGAAAACAGCCACUCAUCCGCUACGGCAAUAUCACCACUAACGCCACCACUCCGUGGUAUGAUGGAUAUAGGAACAUCUUUCUUGGGAAACUCAGACCAGAAGACAGAGAGCCAAUACGCCACUAUGUAUCAGUGUUACUGGUGGUGUCAAGUCAGGAGGCAGAUGUGAUGGAGGCGUUUGCAGAGCUGUACUCGACCCAGAAGGAGUCCGAGCAGACGCGAAGUUCAAACUGGCUCACACCGCACAUGUUCUACUACCACAUCCUCCUCCACGACACUGUCAACAGACAGACUGCUGGGGUUGAGGACAAGCUGUCCAAGCUCCAGGCCACGUACGGAGCGGGCAGCUGCUGCCUGUUGAAGAUAAACUCUCGCUGGCCGGGGUCCGUCGUCCUGGGAGACAACCCUUGGAGCCGCGUGGCCCGCCACUACACCUCGCACAACUCCAACGGAGAGGACGAGACCGAUGGUCUCUCUUCAAAGCUAAGGUUCUCCAUCACCGGCAAGCAGCGGAGACACAAAAAGUCUCUGAAAAUCUCGCCCAAGAAUCCCACGCCUCCCAACCACUCCCCUGCUCCCGUGACGUCCUCCCCAUCCUCCUCCCUCUCCUCCUCCACUUCCACUGCCCACGCCACCCCUCCCCUCCUCCCCACGACCUCCAUCUCACCCCCUCCCUCCAUCUCCUCCAAUUCCUCCCUCCCCGUCCUCCCCACUGACACACACCCCCUUCUCGAGGACGCCCCUGCCAAUAAUGAGACAAUUGCUCCCGCCACCAUCACACCCAAUGUCAGAGAAGAAGCGAAACUGGUUCAGAGUAGCUCUGAGGAUUCCAUCACAGAGAUGAAUGAGAACAAAGACAAGAGGGGUGAAGGAGAGGAGAGGGAAGGGGAGGAGAGAGGGGGAGAGAGGAGGGAGGGAGGAAGAACGGCUCCGGAUGAUGUGGGGCAGUUUCUGUCUGCAGAGGACGAGACGAGAAUGAGAAAUUUCGUGACAGAGUUUGUUGCGCAACGACUGGUUCCUCACCUGGAGGCAGUUUUGAAGAACCUUAAUGAAUGGUUGAUCAGCAGACGCUCAGUACGUCGGAGUAUCAGCACCAUGAGUAAGAGGUUCUUCGGGAUGUUGGGGGGACAGCUCAACAAUGCUGCUAUUGAUGAACCAAGCUACACGUCCAGCUCUCAGGAGUUCCAGACGCGGCAAUUUGCGGACCUGCUGUUCCUGCUGCAGAGCUACGACCUGGCGUUUGCCAACUACUGCACUGUCAGGAAGGACUUCCAGAGCUCCUCCGCCUGGAUGCACUACGCCAAAACAGUGGAGAUGUGUGCAGUGACCGCCUACAUGCUGUCCUCCACCAGGCGAGACAUCGUCCCGUUCUUUGAAGAAGCAAUAAGCAUGUUUGCCACCUCGUGCAAAUCUCCGGUGAGUGCCCUGAGGUGCUCCAUGCUCCAGUGUGAGGUCCUCAAGGAGAGGGGCUUGUACAGACCACUCACUCAAAUCUGCAUCAAGAUGACAUCGGAAGAGUCAGACCUCCACAGUGCCGUGUGUCUGGAGCAGGCUGCCCACUCAUUUCUCCGCGUCCAUCCUCCCAUGGCCCGCAAGUAUGCCCUCCACCUCAUUCUGGCCGGCCACCGUUUCGCCAAGUCGAGCCAGCGGGUGACACGUGCCCGCGUCUACACGCAGGCUUUGGAACUGUACAGAGGCAAAGGAUGGGCCCUUGCCGAGGACUAUGCCCAUUUCAGUCUGGCCAGACAUUGCUUCGCUCUCCAUAGACUGCGAGAUGCUCGCCUCGCCUUCGAACAUCUCCUUGGUCACGACAGCAUCCAGUCUCCCAGCAACCAGCUACUCAACCUCAGAGAGUACAUAUACGUACACAAGUUGCUGUUGAGUGACACGGACUACUGCGCCGGACAGCAGGUUAACUUGGGCCCCGAGUCGACCUCUUUGACCUCUGCGGACAGGGUCCAGAGCGUCCCCCUCCUCCCCAUCCCCUUCGUCAAAAACUCGUUGACGAGAGUCAUAUUCCAGACUGGCAUCAGCUCGGAGCGGCUUCGCAAGCUGACUGAAAACAGUGUCGUGGAGGUGGCGAGACCGAUAGGCGGAGCCAGGAUGAGGCAAAUUCUUCAACAACUCACAGAGUCAAACACCAUCACCAGUUGUCGCAAUCUCAAGCCAAUAAUGAUAGGGGCAAGGGAUUUUAACCCCCAGACGGUGAAGGGGAGCACGGAGGAAUGGAGGGGUCUGGAGGAGGUAGCGGCCAGGGGGCCACAGGGGACCCCGCACGAGAAUUUCAAACCUUCGGUGGUCAUUAUGGACGAGAGCACCGACAAUUCCCGCGUGCCUCACUGCGUGGUGAACGAGAGUGUGAGUGUUGGAGUGGUGCUGAGGAACCCGCUGAAGGUUCCCCUUGUGUUGAGAAACGUGGCCCUUACCUGGAGCCACACACCCCUCUCUGCCGUCUCUGGCGGAGGGGAGGGGAGGUGGGGGGAGGAGAGAGGGUGAGGGUUGAGGUGCUAGAGAAGGUAGUGCUGCAGCCACUGGCCCACAAGAUGGUGGUGUUGAGACUGACUCCAUUGUGUGCGGGAGAAAUCGACGUUCUCGGAAUAAUCUGCCACCUCUGCGUGGACCAGCCCCUCCCCUCCUCCUCCUCCUCACUGGGGGGGAGGGGCUCCGAGUCGCCCAGCCUGCCCGGUCGAACCAGUCUGCCGAGUCUGAGCGUCUCCGGUCUGGACGGCCUGUUCCAGAGACAACAGAACCUCCGAGUCCAGCAGAGUUUAGCCGAAGGAGUCCAGGUCUGUUACCUAUCAUCCGUGUGGACUAACUUCCAUUUUUGCCUAAAGCCCAACAUAUGUGCACGGCGCAACUUUGCACGCAUCUUUUAUCUUUGUAUACUGUAUGUUUUGUCUAUUACCAUGCAACCUGUCUCGUGCAGCAAGACUUUCUCAACAUACACGGCGCAACUUUAUCUCGUGUGACAUGUUGCGUGAGAUGUACUAAGUUGCACUGUUGGGAUCUAUACUAUGUAUAUAAUACAUGUACGUACAGAUCUUCUAACAAAGACACUUUGUACACAAGUGUAUACGUACGUCUUCAUCUAGCACUAGCAGGGAAAAAAGAAGAAAAAGAAAUAAAUUGUGGUUUGUAUGGAAGGUUAGUGUUCGGUGUCCCACAGGGAAGGGUGGAGUUCAGUGUGCAAGGCCCGAGACUCAACAGAACCAAGGAGCAUAAGACUGGGGUGGUGUAUGGUGCAGAUCAUAGGCUCCACUGGAGGAUCACCACACCCAUGCCCAGGGCCCUGGUGUGUGUGAGUGGUGUGCCUGGGGAGUGUCUCGGUGGGGGGGUGACGAGAGUGAAGGUGGAGGUGGUGAACUGUGGAGGCGUGCCACUCAAUAGCCUCAGACUCACCUCCUCUCUGGGCCGCCGACUUCUCCUGGACAAUGUGAGUCACCCUUGGAUAUGUAAUGUACAUUGAACCAGAUUUUGUGUUUGAAAUCGUGUGUAGUUCAUGUUCUGAAUGCCUUCAGUGUGUUUUCCUGCACACGUGUGAAAUGGAGUGCACGUCUUCAAAGAAACUUCACUCCGAUUGAGUAG